AAUGGAAUCCGAUGGUUUUGAAACCCGAAAUCCGCUAACUCCUCCCAAGUCCUAACCCUAACACCAAGAGGACGCCGUCACUCUCACUCCCCACGACGACGGCGGUGGUUGCAGCGGCGAGGAGCCAGAGAAGGUUCUAGCUGCCCCGAUUUACGUCCGUAAGAAUUCGAAGAUAACUCUCCUCUCCCCGCCGCUGCGUAUUUUCCUUAAAAAAAUUUCGACCGGAAUUAGGCAGAGCGCCUUCGUGUGUGUUCCACCGCUGAAUCCGGCUUCAUCUCGGGAUAGUAGGAUACCCAGCGACAGGGGAUCUUCGUUUGAGUUUAUCAGGUUUCAUAAUCUAAGGGAGUACGUCAAAUAUCUUAAAAGCACACACGGAUUUACAAUUAGCUUUCAGAACAUUGCUGCAAUGGCAAGCAAUGUCAAUGCUACACAUGUUAAAAGCCAAUCGAGUCGCCUUCCCAGGAAGCGGUUCUAUCGGGCACGAGCACAUAGCAAUCCUCUUAGUGACUCCCACUUCCCAAUACCCAUAAGUCCUGCUGAGUUUGAUUACUCCCAUCACUAUCCUCACUUCUUCCCGUCAAGCAGAGAACAUCACAAAAAUGAUGGCGCACCUUUUCCCAAAGUAAAAUUUGCUGAUAUCGGUUGUGGUUUCGGUGGACUUCUUGUUGGCUUAUCACCUCUCUUUCCAGAUGCUCUAAUGCUAGGCAUGGAGCUUAGAGACAAGGUAACUGAAUAUGUGAAAGAGCGGAUCUUGGCGUUGAGAGCUUCUAAUCCUGGACAGUACGAGAAUAUUUCUGUAGUUCGAACCAAUUCAAUGAAAUACCUACCCAAUUACUUUGAGAAAGCACAACUGUCAAAGAUGUUCUUUCUAUUUCCGGAUCCCCAUUUUAAGGAGAAGAAUCAUCGGCGGAGAGUGAUCAGCAUUCAACUUCUCGAUGAGUAUGCUUAUGCACUUGAAUUAGGAGGUAUCAUAUACACAGUUACUGACGUAGAGGAGCUCGGAGAUUGGAUGAGGACUUGUUUGGAGGAUCACCCUCUAUUUGAACCAGUUCCUGAUGAGGAACUUAAAGCGGACCCAGUUGUUAAGUUGCUGAUUUCUGCAACUGAAGAAGGCCAGAAGGUUGCUAGAAAUGGCGGCCAAACUUUUCGAGCUGUAUACAGACGCAUAAAGUUAGAAGAGCUAUAGUUCCAUUCUCUUAAUUAUCAGUUUGGAAAUCCAGGAAACAUUUUCAGAACAUUGAGUUUUAAUUCCGGUAAUGCAACAUAGUCAAUUUUGGAUGAUGCUUUUACUAGAAUUAAUCAAUAAGAAUGCUUUGUUGUUGAGCAUAUUCAGUUCAUUUUA
This is a messenger RNA of Zingiber officinale, 1342 nucleotides long. RefSeq names its product tRNA (guanine-N(7)-)-methyltransferase-like. Gene Ontology annotation, molecular function: tRNA (guanine(46)-N7)-methyltransferase activity. The transcript has 3 exons. Bases 407 to 1186 code for a protein of 259 amino acids. The record is from RefSeq and is a predicted model, not a curated record. Gene Ontology annotation, biological process: tRNA methylation; RNA (guanine-N7)-methylation. Lineage: Eukaryota; Viridiplantae; Streptophyta; Magnoliopsida; Zingiberales; Zingiberaceae. Gene Ontology annotation, cellular component: tRNA methyltransferase complex.